AUGGAAGAGGAAGGGAUUGAAGAGAGUAGUAAGAGGUUGUUGAGGAGAAGUGCCAGCAGCGGCGGCGGGGAGUCCUCAAGGUGGGUGGAUGGAAGUGAAGUGGAUUCAGAGUCACCACCAUGGUCUUUGAUUGGGGAUGAAGAGAUUAGGGAAGGGUAUGGAUCUAUUAGAAGAAGGCUAGUGAAGAAGCCUCGAAGAGUUGAUUCUUUUGAUGUUGAAGCCAUGGAGAUUACUGGCUCUCAUGGCCACCAUAACAAGGAUGCGUCUCUUUGGCAAACAUUUGCACUGGCAUUUCAAACACUUGGUGUUGUAUAUGGUGAUAUGGGAACCAGCCCCCUAUAUGUCUUUUCUGAUGUAUUCAGCAAGGUGCCCAUCACGUCAGAUGUUGAUGUCUUGGGGGCUUUAUCACUAGUGAUGUACACUAUUGCUCUCAUUCCUCUAACAAAAUAUGUGUUUGUGGUGCUCAAGGCAAAUGAUAAUGGGGAAGGAGGAACAUUUGCAUUAUACUCGCUAAUUUGCAGGUAUGCAAAUGUUAAUCUUCUUCCAAAUCGCCAACAGGCUGAUGAACACAUUUCUAGUUUUAAACUCAAACUUCCCACUCCGGAGUUGGAAAGGGCUUUGAAUAUCAAGGAGACAUUGGAACACAAGAUCUCUUUGAAAAUUCUUCUCUUGCUGUUGGUUCUUAUGGGAACAUCUAUGAUUAUAGGGGAUGGUAUUCUGACCCCAGCGAUAUCAGUCAUGUCUGCUGUGAGCGGUCUGCAGGUUCGGAUACCAGGAUUUGGUACAGAUGCUCUCGUCAUCACGUCAAUUAUUAUCCUCGUGGGAUUGUUUAGCAUACAGAGGUUUGGGACAACCAAAGUGGGAUUCACAUUUGCUCCUGCCCUGGCUUUAUGGUUCUUUAGUCUAGGAUCUAUUGGCAUUUACAAUCUAGUUAAGCAUGAUGUAACUGUCAUAAGGGCAUUCAAUCCUUUCUACAUCUAUCUAUUCUUCAAGAAAAAUAGCAUCAAGGCAUGGUCAUCACUUGGUGGUUGUGUAUUAUGCAUCACAGGUGCAGAAGCAAUGUUUGCCGAUUUAGGUCAUUUCUCAGUGCCAUCCAUACAGAUUGCUUUCACUGUUGUGGUCUUUCCCUGCCUCCUCUUAGCUUACAUGGGCCAAGCUGCGUAUCUUAUGAAGCAUCCUGAUUUAGCUAGUACUAUAUUUUAUGAAUCUGUUCCAGACCGUCUUUUCUGGCCAGUGUUCGCAAUAGCCACAAUUGCUGCUAUAAUUGCUAGUCAGGCUAUGAUAUCUGCUUCUUUCUCAUGCAUCAAGCAAUCCAUGGCUCUUGGAUGCUUCCCGAGGCUGAAAAUAGUACACACUUCUAGAAAACUAAUGGGUCAAAUAUACAUACCUGUCAUCAAUUGGUUUUUGAUGGCCAUGUGCAUUAUUGUGGUUGCGGCAUUUCGGAGCACUUCAGACAUAGCCAAUGCCUACGGCAUUGCUGAAGUUGGUGUCAUGCUUGUCAGCACUACCCUUGUUACACUUGUUAUGCUGCUAAUAUGGCAGACUAACUUGUUUUUGGCUCUCUGUUUCCCACUCGUGUUUGGAACAAUCGAGCUAAUUUACCUGUCUGCUGUUCUAUCCAAGAUCAAGGAGGGAGGUUGGCUUCCACUUGUAUUUGCUUCUUUCUUCCUCUGUAUUAUGUAUAUUUGGAACUACGGAAGUGUGUUGAAAUACCAAAGUGAGGUCAGGGAAAAGAUUUCUAUGGAUUUCAUGAUUGAACUUGGCUCUUCUCUUGGGACAGUACGAACCCCAGGGAUUGGAUUAUUGUACAAUGAGCUCGUCCAUGGUAUUCCCUCUGUUUUGGGACAGUUUCUGCUGGAUCUUCCGGCAAUUCAUUCCACCAUAGUCUUUGUCUGCAUCAAAUAUGUCCCAAUACCUGUAGUCCCUCAAGAAGAAAGGUUUUUGUUCAGAAGGGUUUGCCCGAAAGACUAUCAUAUGUUCCAGUGUAUUGCCCGGUAUGGUUAUAAGGAUGUUAGAAAAGAAGAUCACCAUUCAUUUGAGCAACUUUUGAUGGAAAGCCUUGAAAAAUUUUUAAGAAAAGAGGCUCUGGAUAUUGCUAUGGAGAGCGGUCAGAAUGACUCGGAGAUUGAUAGCAUUUCCAUGAGGUCACGGGAUGCUGACAUCCACGAUGCUGAUGGAUCAGUGGAUCUUAGGGUCCCACUAAUGCAUGGUCAAAGAGUGGAAGAAACAGAAAGCUCAAUACCAGGAGGAUCUCUCUUAAACUUGCCAGUUAGCGCCAUGUCAGCAGAUGAAGAUCCCAGUCUUGAAUACGAGCUAUCAGCACUACGAGAGGCUACGGAUUCAGGAUUUACGUACUUGCUCGGUCAUGGUGAUGUGAGAGCAAAGAAGAACUCGUUGUUCCUUAAGAAACUCAUUAUAAAUUACUUCUACGCAUUCUUGAGGCAUAACUGCAGAGGCGGUGCUGCAACGAUGAAGGUUCCUCACAUGAACAUAAUCCAAGUUGCCAAGACAUACAUGGUCUGA
Fraxinus pennsylvanica is the source of this 2523-nucleotide messenger RNA. The record is from the annotation of a GenBank genome assembly. NCBI's taxonomy places the organism in Eukaryota, Viridiplantae, Streptophyta, Magnoliopsida, Lamiales, Oleaceae.